Messenger RNA from Saccharomyces kudriavzevii IFO 1802, 1731 nucleotides. RefSeq names its product putative proline--tRNA ligase AIM10 (gene AIM10). The record is from RefSeq and is a predicted model, not a curated record. The transcript has a single exon. Gene Ontology annotation, cellular component: cytoplasm; mitochondrion. Gene Ontology annotation, molecular function: ATP binding; proline-tRNA ligase activity. Bases 1 to 1731 code for a protein of 576 amino acids. Lineage: Eukaryota; Fungi; Ascomycota; Saccharomycetes; Saccharomycetales; Saccharomycetaceae. Gene Ontology annotation, biological process: prolyl-tRNA aminoacylation.
AUGCUGAAAUUUAGUACAUUAUCUCGAUCAUGUCAUAUUUUCCACCCAAAAUCUUUCUCUGACAGUACCCUUAAAUCUGAAACCACUCAAGAACUACUUCAAACGCUGGGAUUUAUAAAACGCUCGCAAGCUGGGUUGUUCCAGUGGCUACCUCUUGGGCUCAGAUCGCUCAAUAAAUUAACAGGCGCUAUACGAAACCGAAUGGAUAACGAUGGGAAAGCCAUUGAAGUUUCGCUAAGUGCUAUCUCUUCAAAGUCAUUAUGGCAAACGACGGGUCGCUGGAAUAAUAGUGAGUUAUUUAAAUUGAAGGAUUCCAAAGGGAAGCAGUACUGCUUAACAGCAACAUGUGAAGAAGACAUUACGGAUUUAAUGAAAAAUUACAUUACCAGUUAUAAAGAUAUGCCUAUCACAGUGUAUCAAAUGACAAGAAAAUAUCGAGAUGAAAUUAGACCCAGAGGAGGUCUUUUACGUGGACGAGAAUUUCUAAUGAAGGAUGCAUAUUCAUUUGCCAGUAAUAAAGAGGACGCAUUUGCUACCUUUCAAAAGUUAGAUGACACUUAUAAUAAAAUAUUUAAAGAUCUGAAAAUCCCCUUCGUUAGUGCGUGGGCAGAUAGUGGUGAUAUAGGAGGUGAAUUCAGCAAAGAGUUUCAUUUGAUUCAUGAAUCCGGCGAGGAUACUUUAAUGAGUUGCAAGCAUUGUGGGGAUGUCUCGACAUUAGAUAUGUCUCAAUCAUAUCCUGAAAAAGAUGGGCGAUAUAUGGGUGAUGUCAGUUAUAAGUAUGCUUUAACAAAAGAUCAUUCCACCUUGAUAUGCUUUUAUUUUCCAAAGGAUAGACAAUUGAACUGGAAUUUGGCGCUGAAUGUCAUGGAAAAAGAUAUCGAUCCAACAUUAAGAAACAAAUCGAAUGAUCAUGUCUUGGAAGUUUACCAAAACGACAAUGAAGAUAUUAUGUUCAGUAAGAUAUUAAGAGUUAUGGAUUGUAGACUGAAUUCUAAGUCAAAUUUUCCCGAUUUCCCAUUGAAGAAGUAUUUGAAAAAUAAUUUUGGUCAAAUCGAUGAUGUUUCUAUAGUAGAUGCACAGGAAAAUGAAAUAUGUGGCAAAUGUGAAGAAGGAAGUUUGCAGUCCUUUAAAAGCAUCGAAGUGGGCCAUAUAUUCUUGUUGGGCAAUAAGUACACGAGGCCACUGAACGUUAAGUUUGUCGAUAAGGAGAAUAAGAAUGAUUCGUUUGUUCAUAUGGGAUGCUACGGUAUCGGAGUAAGCAGGUUAGUUGGAGCAGUGGCUGAACUGGGGCGUGACGCUCAUGGAUUCAGAUGGCCAGCCAUAAUGGCUCCAUACAAAGUGUCAAUUUGUACUGGGCCCAAUAACGAAGAAAGUCUGCAGCGGAUAAAGCAGAUCAAGUCUGACCUGCUGGAAAAUUCUACUCUGCACCUGCAAAAUGAUAUUCUCAAUCAAUUCAAUGAAAAACUGGGUAUAGGCGCUAAGAUAAAAUUAUCCCACGCCUUGGGCAUACCUUUAUGUGUCAUUGUAGGCCCAAAGAGCUGGCCCAAUGUGGAAAUUGAAGCCCGUGGCAUAAGAUGGGGUAAAAAGGACCAGUGGAAGAAGGAACUUGAGAGAAGAGGCCAAGAUUUGAACUGGAAGUGCACCACCGAAAAUGAAGACGGAAUUGAGAAACAUCUUGUUCCAGUAGAGCACUUAACAGAAGUCAUUGACAUGUUGCUGAAGGAUAUGUAG